Messenger RNA from Maylandia zebra (zebra mbuna), 10119 nucleotides. It is a transcript of the gene abcc9, whose product is annotated as ATP-binding cassette, sub-family C (CFTR/MRP), member 9. Gene Ontology annotation, molecular function: ATP binding; sulfonylurea receptor activity; ATP hydrolysis activity. NCBI's taxonomy places the organism in Eukaryota, Metazoa, Chordata, Actinopteri, Cichliformes, Cichlidae. Gene Ontology annotation, biological process: transmembrane transport; potassium ion transport. Gene Ontology annotation, cellular component: membrane. The record is from RefSeq and is a predicted model, not a curated record.
GGCAGCAGUGAGUGGAGCAGCUGAAUCUCUUGCGGAGCUAAAAAUAAUCAACUUUUUCCCUCUCCAACUCUCACCGUAUUUUGUUUCUGUUCCUCUCCCUCCUUUCUUCCUUUCUUUUUUCUUUCCUUUGUCUGUUUUCCUUGUUUUUGUUUUUAUUUGCUUUUUUUUUUUUUAAUUCAAGCAUUCUGAAUGAGACGGUGUUGAUAAGGCUUAUUACUUUACUCUGAGACUGACUCAGGACUCAUAUGGAGCAGUUGGAUGGCGGCAGGGCCUUGUCAUUUUGUGGCAACAACAGCACUGCCUACAGUGUGAAAAAUGGCGUGCUGAACAAUCCGUGCUUCGUGGAUGCUCUCAACCUGGUUCCUCAUGUCUUCCUGCUCUUCAUUACCUUCCCCAUCCUCUUCAUUGGUUGGGGCAGUCAGAGCUCUAAAGUCCAGAUCCAUCAUAACACAUGGCUUCAUUUCCCUGGGCACAACAUGAGGUGGAUCCUCACCUUCUUGCUGCUAUUAGUCCAUGUCUGUGAGUUUUCAGAAGGCAUCGUCUGCAACAUGGUGAUGGGUACCAACCACCUCCAUCUCUUCAUGCCAGCAUUCAUGGGUUUUGUAGCAGCCACAACAUCAGUCGUUUACUACCACAACAUAGAAACAUCCAACUUUCCCAAACUGCUGCUUGUCCUUUUCAUCUACUGGGUGCUGGCAUUCAUCACAAAGUCCAUAAAGUUGUGGAAAUUUGCUGAGGACAAAGGUGCAGCACAGUAUCUCAGGUUGUACAUCACUGCACUGUUAGUGAUCCUGUAUGGACUUCUGAUGGCCGUGGAGAUCAACGUCAUCAGAGUGAGGAAAUAUGUAUUCUUUGCGAACCCUCAGAAAGUUAAACCACCAGAAGAUUUACAGGAUUUGGGGGUUCGUUUUCUGCAGCCUUUUGUCAACCUGCUGUCAAAGGCGACAUAUUGGUGGAUGAAUCCUCUCAUCAUCGGAGCCCAUAAGAGGCCUAUAGAGCUGAAGAAGAUAGGCAAGCUGCCCAUCGCCAUGAGAGCCCUCACCAACUACCUGCGGCUUAAAGACGCCUAUGAGGAUCAGAGGACACCUGAGGACCCAGAUAGGUCUCCAUCGAUCUGGCGCUCCAUGUAUCGAGCAUUUGGCCGUCCCAUCCUGCUCAGCAGCACCUUCCGCUACUUGGCAGAUCUGCUGGGCUUUGCUGGGCCCCUCUGCAUCUCUAGGAUCGUUCAGCAGCUAAAUUCUGAAAAAGAUGUUCCAGAAGGCAACACAACGGUCACCCAUUUCGAGAACUACCAUAUGUCUUCCCAUGAGCUGCUGCAGAACAGCUCCAUCCUGGCUGUUCUUCUCUUCUUGGCUUUAAUCCUGCAGAGAACCUUCCUUCAGGCCUCGUACUAUGUCACCAUUGAAACAGGCAUUAACAUGCGGGGAGCUCUGCUGGCAAUGAUCUACAACAAAAUCCUGCGCCUAUCCACCUCCAACAUGUCAAUGGGGGAAAUGACGUUGGGGCAGAUCAACAACCUGGUUGCUAUAGAAACCAACCAGCUCAUGUGGUUCCUCUUCCUCUGCCCCAACCUGUGGGCCAUGCCCGUGCAGAUUGUGAUGGGAAUAAUUCUGCUCCGUCAUUUUAUGGGCUCGAGUGCCUUGGUAGGAGCGGCUGUCAUAGUUCUGCUGGCUCCGGUCCAGUACCUUAUAGCUACAAAGCUGGCAGACACGCAGAAAAUCACACUGGAACACAGUACAGAUCGUGUUAAAAAGACCACUGAGAUCCUAAAGGGCAUAAAGUUGCUGAAGCUGUACGCCUGGGAGAACAUCUUCUGUGACAGUGUGGAGGAGACCAGAGGCAAAGAGCUCACCAGCCUCAGGACCUUCGCCUUCUACACAUCCAUGUCCAUUUUCAUGAAUGCUGCUAUUCCCAUUGCUGCGGUUCUAGCCACAUUUGUGACGUAUCACAUCCUCAAUAAAGGAGGCCCCAGUCCUUCUCAGGCCUUUGCAGCUCUGUCACUGUUUCACAUCCUGGUCACCCCGCUCUUCCUGCUUUCCACUGUUGUCAGAUUUGCUGUGAAGGCUCUGGUUAGUGUUCAGAAGCUUGGUGAGUUUCUACAGAGUGAUGAAAUUGGAGACGACAGCUGGAGAAAUGGUGACAUAUCUGUUUCCUUCGAAGCUGGAAAGAAACCCAUGGGGAUGACCAAAGCCAUCAACAGGAAGCAGCCAAUGCGCUACCAAAUGGACAACUAUGAGCAGCCAACCAGGCGACAGAUGAGACCCUCAGAGACAGAGGAUGUGGCUGUAAAGGUCACGGGUGGAUCCUUCACCUGGGGAAAUAACCUGUUGACACUGUCGGACAUCAACAUCCGGAUCCCAACAGGUCAGCUGACAAUGAUCGUGGGCCAGGUGGGUUGUGGGAAAUCCUCCCUGCUGCUGGCCAUGCUUGGAGAAAUGCAAGCCAUCGAGGGGGGAGUCUACUGGAGCAAGCAGCCUGAUUGUGAGGUGAUCCACGAGGGGAACAUAAGUUGGUCAGAGGCAGAGGAGUCUGACGAAGACAUCGGGAGCAAGAACAGAAACUCUGUUGCCUACGCUGCCCAGAAGUCCUGGCUGCUCAACGCUACUGUGGAGGAAAACAUCACCUUCGGUAGUCCAUUCAACAAACAGCGGUACAAAGCAGUGAUUGACGCCUGCUCUCUGCAGCCAGACAUUGACCUGCUGCCAUUCGGAGACCAGACUGAGAUUGGAGAGAGAGGCAUCAACCUGAGUGGAGGGCAGAGGCAGAGAAUCUGUGUGGCCAGAGCUUUGUACCAAAACACCAACAUCGUCUUCUUGGAUGAUCCAUUCUCAGCACUCGACAUCCACCUCAGUGAUCAUUUGAUGCAAGAAGGAAUCCUUAAAUUUCUGCAGGAUGAUAAACGAACCGUGGUCCUCGUGACCCACAAACUGCAAUAUCUUAUACAUGCAGACUGGAUUAUAGCAAUGAAGGAUGGUACAGUCCUGCGAGAGGGAACUCUGAAGGACAUUCAGACUCAUGACAUUGAACUUUAUGACCACUGGAAAACCCUGAUGAACAGGCAGGAUCAAGGGCUGGAGAAGGACAUUCAGCAGGACAGUCAAACAACACUUGAGCGGAAGACGCUGAGGAGAGCUUUCUACUCCAGAGAGGCCAAGAACCAAAUAGAUGAUGAAGAUGAAGAAGAAGAAGCCGAGGAGGAAGACGAUGACAACUUUUCCACGACCACCAACAGAAGGUCAAAGAUCCCGUGGAAGGUGUGCUGGUGCUACCUGUCUUCUGGGGGGUUCUUCAUGGUCUUCCUCAUGAUUUUCUCUAAACUCCUCAAACACUCCGUCAUUGUGGCAAUCGAUUACUGGUUGGCUAACUGGACGUCGAAAAUCAAUAACAGUGCAGAAACAGACAUGUAUAUUAAUGGAACCAGACCCACCAACACCGCAGUGCAGGACUCCUACUAUCUGCUAGUGUUCAUCAUCUUGUGCGCGGCUGGAAUCACUUUAUGCCUCAUCACCUCCCUCACUGUGGAAUUUCUUGGUCUUUCUGCAGCCACCAACCUGCACCACAACCUCCUCAACAAGAUCAUUCACGCUCCCAUCAGGUUCUUUGACAUCACUCCUUUGGGGCAGAUCCUCAACAGAUUCUCAGCUGAUACCAACAUCAUCGACCAGCAUAUUCCUUCAACGCUGGAAUCUUUGACGAGAUCCACGCUGCUCUGUUUGUCAGGCAUCGGGGUCAUAGCCUCAAUCACUCCUAUUUUCCUGGUUGCCUUGGUUCCUCUGGCUGUGGCCUUCUACUUCAUUCAGAAGUAUUUCAGAGUCGCCUCCAAGGACCUCCAAGACCUCGAUGACUCAACACAGCUUCCUCUGCUCUGCCACUUCUCUGAGACUGCAGAAGGUCUCACCACCAUACGAGCUUUCAGACACGAGGCUCGGUUCAAACAGCGCAUGCUGGAGCUGACCGACACCAACAACACAGCGUACCUGUUUCUGUCUGCUGCCAACCGCUGGCUCGAGGUCAGAACGGACUACCUUGGAGCAGUGAUUGUACUGGCAGCGGCGGCAGCUUCAAUAUGGAGUUUCCAUUACGGGCUUCAUCCCGGAGGUCUGGUGGGCCUGGGCCUUACCUACGCCCUCACUGUCACCAACUACCUGAACUGGGUUGUGAGAAACCUGGCAGACCUCGAGGUUCAGAUGGCAGCUGUGAAGAAGGUCAACAGCUUCCUCAGCACAGAGUCUGAGAACUACGAGGGCUCUAUGGAUGCCUCUCAGGUCCCUGAGAACUGGCCCCAGGACGGUGAGAUAAAGAUCCAGGGCCUGUGUGUGCGCUACGACCCAAUGCUCAAACCGGUGCUCAAACACGUAAACGCAUACAUCAAACCAGGCCAGAAGGUGGGGAUCUGUGGCCGCACAGGCAGCGGGAAGUCUUCUCUGUCGUUGGCUUUUUUCAACAUGGUGGAUAUUUUUGAGGGAAAGAUCAUCAUAGAUGGGAUUGACAUCUGUAAGCUUCCUCUACAGACUCUCAGGUCUCGACUUUCGAUCAUCCUCCAGGACCCUGUCUUAUUUAGUGGAUCAAUAAGGUUUAAUCUUGAUCCGGAGAAGAUGUGCACUGACGAUCGACUGUGGGAGGCCCUAGAGAUCGCACAGCUUAAGAACAUGGUGAAAGCUUUGCCUGGAGGACUAGACGCUGUCGUGACAGAAGGAGGAGAGAACUUCAGCGUUGGGCAGCGGCAGCUCUUCUGUUUGGCUAGAGCUUUCGUCAGAAAGAGCAGCAUCUUCAUCAUGGAUGAAGCCACAGCAUCUAUAGACAUGGCUACGGAGAACAUCUUACAGAAAGUCGUGAUGACGGCGUUUGCAGACAGAACAGUCGUAACAAUCGCACACCGUGUCCACACCAUCCUAACAGCUGAUCUGGUCAUUGUGAUGAAGCGAGGCAACAUCAUGGAGUACGACAAACCUGAGACGCUUUUGGAGCAGGAGGACGGGAUGUUUGCUUCGUUUGUCAAAGCUGACAUGUAGGAACACGCGGGACCCAACGGCUGACAACCUGCUCAGUUUCUUGGGUUUUUUUGUUUUUGUAUUUUUUUUUUUACCUGAAUUACUUUCUUGUUGAGGUGAACAGCCCUCUGAGAGAAUACCCCACUGCAGGGAAGCCAGUAACAUACUGUUUCUACGAGGAGAAGCUUCCCUGUGCACUCACCAAAUGGAGACAGGGUCAGCUGUCAGUCAGUGGGUUUAAGAAGUCGUACUAAAGAAGUCAGGAAGUAAAAGAAGGUGCUUUGGGUAGGCUUGCUAAUCAAUGAGUCCAUCGGUUGGUUCAUCCCGUUUUUAUUUUGUUUGAAUUUAAGAAAACCCAAUUACACAAACCACAACAUUACUAGUAUUUGGACUGGAAAGUGAAAUAAUAAAGAUAUAUCUUAUAUGUGAUGAAUGGCUAAUGCAAACUACAAAUGAAUAUAUUUUCUCACUUGUCUCAUAGAAAAUCUAAAGUUAUUUUUCCGACUUUCAAAUUUUUCUCAAGAUCUAAACAAGAAAAUAAGCAAUAAAUAUAAUGCUUGUGAAGCUCACAGUAUCAAAAUGGGCAGCCAGGCAUAUCUUUCCUGUGCUCUAAGACUAAGAAUAGUGAGAACACUUAAUAGUUAAUAAAGAACUGAUAAAAAGCAAAGUUAUUUCAUUUCUUAUUGCCAGUAAAUCCCACGAAUGACCAAACCUACUAUAAAAUAUGUAAUAUGUAUACUAAAUAAUGCAACCACAAAUACAAAAAAGUAAGUCUUAAAAACUGCAGUUGUGGCCACUUGAUGCUGGCUUCGAAAAAUCUCCACAGAUCCUGUGUCAAAAUGUCUAAAUUCACAAAAGAAAUGAACAUGUUGAUGAAAAACGUGUAUCUCAGAUCGGUUGCCUGCAGUUGCUAGGUAAAAUCGGCCAGAAAGAGGUGUACGGAGCUGCACUGAAAACCUCUGUGGUUGCUUUGGUCUGUAUCAGAUUGCUGCGGUUGCAGGUUGUGCAGCAGUGAAACUGUGAGGAAUGUGAUGAAGACGGUAAAUGACGACUGUUCACCUUCAAAGUAAAAGUUGUUCCUUUUGAAUCGUGUUGGUUUUGGCAGUAAGACACAACUUGCCAAGACAAGUCAACAUUUCCAAUGCAAAUCUUCAAUUCUAUUGACAAAACAAAUGAAUCAGGGGCAACUUGGAGUUCAGCAUCUCGCUCACUUUUGACAUGCAGACUAAAUGAGCCAAGAAUCAAACUAUCAAAGUUGGCCAUAUGAUAGGUGUCUAGGACUAUACGACCCAUUUAAAUUGCAUAUAUGUUUAAAGUUAGGCAAUACUAGAACUAGAACUAGACAUCUCACCCAUGUUUAUGGCUUUGGCACCUUUUGGAUCUGAUGAGCAGAUUUUUCUAUGUUUGAUUAAACUUGUGGAUGCACUUUUCUAACCAAGCUAAUAAGCACUAGCUGAUAGCUUUUGGCUCCAUAAAAUGUCAAGAUAAUGCUAAAGCCAUGACAUCAUUAUUGUUAUAACUACCAUAUUUAUAUAAAAUCUCUCUGAGAGCACCGAAUAUGGAUUACCUGCCUUAACAAAUGCACUGUUACCUCUUUUUAACACAUUUUUUACACCGUUUUAAAUGGAUUUGAAAGGUUUUUAGGUUAGAGUAUUAAGACAGAGGCUUGUGUUUGUUGGUCUUUUCAUGGGAUUUGUAGACAGUAGGAAAUACAUACAGUUUAUUAAAUAUAAAUUAUGGCUUUGAGAUUUUAUUUCAGGUGUUGAGGCUGUGAAAAGUGUAAAAUGUAAAGAUUUAAUAGUUGGAGAGUGAACAGAAGUGUUGUUUCAUAUUAAUAGAAUUUUUACAGUCUUUAAUUAUCUUGUGUAAAAUAUUUGUUACUUUUUAGAUCAUGCACCACCUCUGUUUAUACUGACUGGCACCUGUAUUAUGCAAUAAUAAUGAUGGAAGAAUUUUUAAAUGUAUUUAAAAUCCUUUUUAAAAAUGACUGUUGGCUCUUUGGCCAUUAUUUUUCUGAAUAACGCAGUGGAAGGAUUUUAAAUCAACCCUUUUGUAUUCUACUCUACUUUUUGACCUUAAGUUCUGCCAUAGAGGUAACACUGAUAGAAAUGACAAAGCUGAUGGAAUCAUAUGGUUUUAUUAACCAGUUUAAGAAUGCAUUUAUAAUGAUAAAUAACACAGCUGAUUGUUGUGGCCGUUCUUUGACUGAACAUGUGUUGACAUUUUUCACGAGAUGCCAAAAAUGAGACGUCACAAAAUACCAACAGCAGUUUCCCAAGUGAAGGCUGGAUACUCUAUUUCUGGCCUACUUCUCCUUCCUCCCUGUUCUAUCAGUUGUACGUCUAUGCCUCCAUUAGUACAAACACUGUAAGGUGUCACGGCUCGGCCUGCAGCCAGUGAACCUGCUGUCUGUCUGCGGUCAUGCUUUGCUGAACUUUUUAUCCUCGGGGACAAUAGAUACCCAGCAUGCCUCCCGUUAACUCCAGAGAUGCUUCAUGGAUGUUUGAGAGGGCAGUGAUGUCUUUUCUUUUUUUUACUGAGGAAGAGCAGUAACUUGCAGUAACUUAAUAAUCAGUUCUAGGGGCUGAAAUUUAGAGCUACAUCAAUCUCUAUUUUGCACAUUAAUAAUGCAACAUUGGUAAUAAAUCGGAUGAAACCAAAUUAGAGCCCAUAGGAGAGAGUGAAUUUUAGAGAGUGAAAUUUAGCAUUCACAAGGUGAACAUAAAGAGGAGUCCAUAUAGUAAAAAAAAAAGAGCUUUUGCAUAUGGGAACUGCUCCAUCUCUUUGAUGGGCUGAUAUCAACAUGUUUUUAUAUAUUUUUAUUUUUAAAUAAUGAAACUUUAACACACUCACUGUUUUUAUCAGACGGAUUGGAUUCUCCUUGGAAGUCCUAGCUAACACUUUUUGUUUUCUGUCCAAUGCAUUGUGUAGUAGAUUUAGAUUUAAUGUUUUCAUGGAGCUUUGUUUAAAGUGUCCAUUAAACUAGGAGAGUUCAUUUUCUGCUGGAAAUCCUGUUAGAGGCAGACACUUUGUCUCUGCAUGGAGAGUUAUGAAGGCAUUUUACAUGCAUCUUCAUAACCAUAAGCCACCUUUAAAAAUGAAAAAUGAACAUUUGAUAUAUCAUUUCUUUCAUCUAUACAAAAAAGUUGUAAUGUUGGCUAACUGAAAUCCUAAAAAAGCUUAUUGAUGGUUUCUCGCUCGGCAUGUAUAAUUCAACUUGUGUGGAUCAGGUCUCCUGAAAUUUAAACUGUAGGAUGAUGUUGUGAGCUGUUGUACAUGUGUAAAUGUUAUUUUAGUCCAUUGCUAGGUGGUUGCUAGGCAAUGUAAUGGCAUCACAAUAUCUGACAUAGAUAAGAACCUUUGGGGGCCGGAGAUGUACCUGUGAGCCAAGUUUGUCUGCCCGACUUCUGAUGCUCUUGGAGGGUUUUGUGGACAAAGAAUCAAACACACAGCAGAGAUGCCAGAGUCCUUUCUUUUGCAUUGAAAGAAAAAUAUUUGGGAGACAGUAUCUCAUAAUUAUGACUGUUAUCUCCCAGAUAAAAGAAAACUUCUCAUCAUCACAAGAUAAUGUACAAUAAUAGAAAAAUGCCACAGAAACGUGCCUGACAGUGUUCACUGUGCAGUGGGACAGGAAAUGGAACCGCUUCAUAAUGUGCUUGGGAACUGUUGUGUUUUUAAUCAUUUUGAGAUUUAAUAAGCAAUUUAGUGAUGGUUCUUGCUUCUGUUGGUUUCAAAUAAUAGAGAUAGUCAAGAUUCCUUAUCACUGUCACUACAAUGCAAGUUUUCAUAUAUAAACAGCAGAAGUCGUCCCUUUCUGUAGUUAAAAACACACGCAACAUGCAUAUCAAUGAAUGGCUAUUUAAUUAAUAGGCAGGCUUUUUGAAUAAAAAUAAAAAUAAAAUGUCUUAAAUAUAAAUGUUACCCAAAGGAAACCAGCUCAUUGCCAUCACAGUGAAUCCAUUUGCGCUGCCACUCCUGUGCUCUCAAACAUAAAAAUGACUGACCAACACUUACGGGUCUCAAAUUAAGUGAUAAUAAAUCAUACUCGUGAGCCAAGGUCUCAGCUUUUGGGUGAUAUUUUCAGUGCACAACAAUAUGUAGUUACAGCUCAGCAUUCAGUGCAUUUCUUUGGAAUAUCUUUUCUAACCUUUCUGGGAGCGGUGCUAUUGUCCCUUUAUAUUAUUGUAUAUUCAUUAGACUUAAUUUGCUUUUGGACUAAAAUUUGAAACUUUGUACUGUACAGUGUUGAAUGCCAAACAUGAUUUUUCCGCCUUUUCUUGUUUAAAUAUCUUACAUGUUUCAUCUCAAGAAGUUGUCACUUAAGCUUUUGAACUUUGUGAUUUCUCUCAUUUUACAAGUUGUUUUAAUAUAACACAACGAGAUGACACGUGAGGUUUACCGUCACACUUGGUGAUCACAAGCUUCGCCUGCACUUUUCUUUCCCCUGACAGCUUUAACUGUAACACUGAAUGUCUUUGUUGUUGUCCCUGCAGUUCUUCCAAGUCCUCGUCCGUCUCCUCUGUUAGCGAUCGAGUGCUCUUCCUGUUCUUUGAUCCUCGUUCAGUAGCACUUUUUAUGCUCUUGGCCACCGUCACACUCAUAAAUCCUUUGUUUUCCUUGCUGUGCUUCCAUGCUGCUCCUGUUCUGAACCUGCACACGGCUGCCUUGUAAACUCAUCCUCUCACACCCCAAACCACUUUUUGUCUUCGAAGCUGACAUUUUACACCAAGAGCAAAAAAGCAGUGGUGCCAUUUUUCCACGUUACACUUUGCACAGGUUUUUUCACUCAAAGAAUGUCUCUUUUCGAACAGGUUUCACGUGUGUUUUAGUUUCUGGGAACAAACAAGUACAUAAAAACAGCGAACGGGUGGAAAUGUAAGGGAACCGCAUGUAACUCAUUGUCGGAGCUAUGCAGAGAGCUUUACUUGCUUUCAUGAAGUUGACUGUUAACAGAGAGCAUCGUAAAUGCUGACAUCGUUCUCACAGAUCAGUUUGGAGAUGGUCAUUUUUUUCUGUAUGUACAUUCUGUAUGUAGUAGCCUGUAUAGCCAAGGGUUUAAACAUAUAUAUAUAUAUAUAUAUAUUAAACUGCUAUUAUUAUGUGUGCCUGAUUUCUUUCUUUUUUUACA